GAAUCAUUUGCUGUCAUGAGUAUAUUUUUAAGGCUCCGUGUAAUUCGUCGAUUUUUUUUAAAUGUGCAAACCCGUUAUAGGAACUGAAGUCGAAUUUCGAACUGAGUAAUGUCGCGGGAUAAACUGUACAAUAUAAUGUUCAAGUCGCACCAUUCCCUUUAAAACGAUGUUUUUAUAACACCGAAACUACGUAAUCCAUAGAAGAUAUUGAGCAGACCUUCAGACUAACAGUUAUGCAGAUGUCAUCAGAGCGCUGCUGAAUAUAAUCGCAUCACCUGGGUGCAGUCCUAUCGUGACCCACUACUUCCAUAGAAAGUUUCUUUUUUGAAUGUGUAGUUUGGAAUUCUGCUUGCGUUACCAUUCAUAUUUUUAUACUGGGGUCAGCCAGGAAGCACGUCUCCGAGCGAUUCGUCAGCACAAUUGGAAUUAAUUCCCUUCCGUUUGUGUGCACUAUGCAUUUUUGGUUAAAUACGAUAUAGCUGAGGAGGGUCCUCCGGCUUGUCCAAGGGACCCCCUCCUUCUCCGUCUUCUGCAGCUGCCCCUUUGCCGGACUGGCUGUCAUGCCGAAUGGUCCAGAGCGGAAACUGUUUAGUUCCUUUUGAGUUUUAAAGAAAAACGGAAGACUACAAUAAAAUCCCUAAGGUGGACGUCAAGUCAACACAAAGGCAACGGCACUACUUAAAUGUUUGAUCAGGCCACGAGUAUGGGCGAUGCAGUCGCCGAAGACCAAAACCACAUCUCUGGAUCCAGCUCACUGUGUCGAGAUCGGACGAAAGACAUUAAGUGCUACAGCGAAUUAGGAAGCAGGUCUCCUGGCCAAAACGCCGCUGACACCCCGGCAACAUCUGCAUCUACACCAACUUCUUCCAGUGAGGACGGACAUGAUAAAUCUUUGGGAGUGGACCCAGAGUACUGCAGAAGAAUUUUAGUGAGGGACGCCAAGGGGACUAUCCGAGAGAUUGUUCUGCCCAAGGGUCUCGACCUAGACCGUCCGAAACGCACGCGGACCUCCUUCACUGCGGAGCAGCUCUACCGGCUCGAGCUAGAGUUCCAGCGCUGCCAGUACGUGGUGGGCCGUGAACGCACUGAACUGGCGAGGCAACUCAACCUUUCCGAGACGCAGGUGAAGGUGUGGUUCCAGAACCGGCGUACCAAGCAGAAGAAGGACCAGACCAAGGACACGGACAAGCACUCCUCGCCUAGCUCCGAGUCCGUCGCCACCUGCAAUAUCCUGCGCCUGCUGGAACAGGGUCGCCUCCUGUCAGUCCCCGUACCCCCCAACCCACUCCUGCCCCCUAACAAGGCCAACGGCCCCCUCCUCAGGGGUCCCAGCGGCUCCUCUCCAAGCACGACCACUGGGGGGGCCUUCGGGCUGUCCCUGCCUUCACUGAGUGCCCCGUCUUCGCUCGCGGCCCCAUUGUCGCCCCAUCUGGCAGUGUCCCAACUCUGCUUCUCGGUGCCCAUGUUGAGUGGCGGCCAUGAACUGCCAGGGGUGUACAGUUGUGGGUCCUCUGCCUUCGAACCCUACACACGGAUAGAGCGGAAGGACGGCAGCAUGGGUGGGAAGAAGACUGUUUCCUGAAAGAGCCGCCCAUGCCUGUCUAUUGUGGCGUGGUGGCCCAAACUGAUUAUGCCGGUU
This is a messenger RNA of Brienomyrus brachyistius, 1639 nucleotides long. RefSeq names its product ventral anterior homeobox 2 (gene vax2). Gene Ontology annotation, molecular function: DNA binding; DNA-binding transcription factor activity, RNA polymerase II-specific. Gene Ontology annotation, biological process: regulation of DNA-templated transcription; central nervous system development; brain development. Lineage: Eukaryota; Metazoa; Chordata; Actinopteri; Osteoglossiformes; Mormyridae. The transcript is spliced from 3 exons. Bases 683 to 1582 code for a protein of 299 amino acids. The record is from RefSeq and is a predicted model, not a curated record.